Messenger RNA from Triticum dicoccoides, 2010 nucleotides. RefSeq lists its product as uncharacterized. The record is from RefSeq and is a predicted model, not a curated record. Bases 1333 to 1854 code for a protein of 173 amino acids. The transcript is spliced from 8 exons. Lineage: Eukaryota; Viridiplantae; Streptophyta; Magnoliopsida; Poales; Poaceae.
AAGGCCGCGUCCAAGAAGCCGGCGAACAAGAACUAAUCGGCGUCGACAACCUAUCCUCCUCCCCCUCCUCCCCCCUCCCCUGGUCGCGUUCCUGGAUGUGACUGAUUCGGUUCCUGGAUGUUCUGUACCCUUAAACUCCCGUUAAGGAGACGUAUUUUACAGACACUGGUCUAUGCGAUGGAGUGAUAUUGGUCUAUGUUGUGGUUGACUUGUUGUUUGUGUUCGUGUUCUUGCCCCAAUCGUACUCGUGCUCUUGUAUUAUUUUGUUUGUUACGUGAUUCUGUCUAGUCUUCGUGCUCAACCUCCGAAUCUUCCCCCAAUUGAGUGCCUCGACAUGGAGGAGCAGAGCAGGUGCAGCAGAUUCAGUUUCGCCUGCGCGGCGUGCCGCAGAUUUCUCCACGGCGUCGUCACGGCGUGUUCUGGGGCUGAUAUUGCAGAUGGUUCACAGAUUUCUGAGCCUCCACUACUCAACCGACCCCAAGGGCAUGCAGUUCUUCGUCGGAAGUUCAGCAGGCGGUGGCAUGGGUGACCCCGUUUGCAAUUUUAUUUCCACCAUGCCUUGGAAAUUUAGGGCCUUUGUUAAUUGCUGUGUGUGGCAAAGGCGUUGCCGAAUCAUCCAGCGCUCAGGACAAGACUCCACCAAAUCAUCAGGAUCUCCCGGAAGAACAUGAGGUGGCUCCAGGAGUGGUUGAGCACACCUUAUUCGGGUGUUGUGUUCGUGCAGCAGAACAUUUGCUAGCCUGUUAGGCCGCUGCCGGACGGGGAGGUGCCAGCGGCGACUGCCUCUAGUGCGGACACACAAAUCUGUUCGGCGGAGGCAGGGACUGCACAUAAGGCUCAAGCAUCUGAACACUCCAUAGAACAGAUUGACCCCAAGACUCCUGGGUGGACGCGAAGUUGGAGAGAGAGAUGGAUUGGUGCCUACGACGCGCUGGUCGACGCGGCGGCCGCCGCAGUCCGCGAGCCCGGGUGCACGGUGGCGCUCACGGACCUCCACCGCUGCCUCGAUGCCUUUAGCGAGUCCUGCGACCAAGCCGAGGGCCUCGUCCAGGCGGCCGCUGCCGGCCUCGGCCCCGCCGCCACCUGCCACGACGAGCUGUGUCGCGCCGUGCGUGCGGUCGACAAGGAUCUCUGGGCCGCCGAGGAGAACGAGAUGGAAGAAGAGAAGCAUCGCCCUCCGACCACGCCGCUGGCGGCCGAGGACAAAUAGCCCAAUCGAUCUACCUCUUCUCCUGUUGAGGUGAUGUUCAUCAUUCUUGUUUUUUCCAUGUGAUGUUCAUCGUUCCUUUUAUUUUCUUGCUUGAUGUGCUAAUCGUGUUAGUCAUCUAGAAGAUGAAUGAAACUGUGACGGGAAAGGACAGAUGGACUGGGAUAUAUUGCCUCGCCAUGCCGCAUGGUGGCCGAGAUGCGGUAGCCCCAUGCUCUGUUCCGAUGGGCCUCCUCUGCUCGAUGUUGCCGCUGGUUGAGUUUGGUACGGUUUCCUGUUGUCGCUUGCGUCGAGCCUUGGGUCCGUCUCUCCUUCUCAUUGAGCCUACUUCUCCUGUUGCUGGCGCUUCUUCUUCUCGCCGGUCCUGCUGCUUACCCAACCUUUUGCUUGCUGCCUCGGGUUGCACGAUCUCUGCUGUAGCUGUGUCGUUCGACUCAUCAAGAUAUACCACGAAGGGAAGAUCUGCCUCACUGUGCACUUCAGGCGCGCGCACACUAGCGAUGGUACAGGAUUGGCUUCAUGGUGGAAUCAGGUGCGCAUCGUCCAUGGUGGCCUGUCGUGGGUGUUGGUGGGCGGCUGGAGGCGGCUGUAGCAGGUCGAUUUAUCUGACUACUGAAAAUGAGCUUCAGAAUAUCUGUAGAACGUAGCCCACUUCGAGCCAAAUAUCAAUUAUGAUAAAUCCACCAUGUACCAUGAUCAUUUGAACAGUCUUGCUUAAGUUUAUGUUAGCCCUGUAUGCUGAUUUGAGGAGAUUGUUAACUUUAAGGUGCGAACAUUUAUAAAAUGAUAAUUGUACCGUUUUU